AUGAUGACUACAAAAUUAUCGCCAAAACAAUUGUUGCUACAAUUAUCCGAAAAGUUGUCUUCAAGUAACGGGCGCGACCAACUAACUUAUGAUGAAUUUGCUCAAUUAUAUUACAAAGUUUUAACAAUAUUAUCUAAUCAUGGUGAUACUAAUAAAGUGGCUGACGAUGAGAACAAUAAGUCGUCAAUUGAUUUGAUCACUCCAUUGUUAAAUUUUAUAAAUUUAAAUGUCAAUUAUGGACAAAAAGACACCACUGAGUUAAUAUACAUUUUAGCCCGAUUAAUUUGGUAUUAUCUUCAUUACCAGUCGUUGUUGAACGUGGAUGUUUUGUUAUCAGUAUUUACUUCUUUACCGUAUACUCAGUUUUGUCAAACAAAUCACAUUCUUCAAUCUGAUACCAUUUUAAACUAUGUUGAUUAUUUUAUGCUAUUCAGCUUUGACAAUGACAUCAGUAAUAAAACAAAUGAAUAUUUGAAACUCUAUACUGGUUUUAUUGUGUUUAUUAAUAGGUUUAUUAUCCAAUUCCAAUCUAUUGUUGAAAAUUGGUACAAUAAUGAUAUGAAAAAUGUCAACAAAUUAUUAUUGUUAAUGAAUGAAUACCCUGAUGGUAAAAUUUGGAUUAGUUUAUUGUUCAAAAUUUGGCAAAAUAAACUAAAUCAACCUACAACCACUAUCAAAAUAAUGGAAUAUCUUAAACUGACAGACUCAACUUUGAUUUCAUAUUAUUUCCAAAAAAAUUUACCCGAUUCUAAUGAUUUACAAGAAUUAAACCUUGAUAGCAGUCUCAAAUUUAUUUUACAAAUAUUAGAUCAUUAUCAAAUGACUGAUAAUAAUUUUGUGAUUCCUUGGUUAUUUAAUUAUAAGUUUAUCAACAAAUUACAAUCAUGUAUUGGUAUCAUUCAAAAUUCAACUAAAUUUGACAUCAUAACCAAGUUUAAUCUAUUAAAUUGCAAAGUAUCAUUUAUCAUGAGUUUGAAUUAUUUGAACUUUAUAAUUACACAACAGAUUCUACAAAACAAGUUUAAUGAUAAAUUGCCUGAUUGUGCUGUUCAACAUUUUAAAUCGUUUCAAUUACCUCCUUUAUCUAAAUCAAAUGAUUUUGUCAUCAAAAAUGAAAACAACGAUAUUAAUAAGCCACCACAAUUGGCUUCAUUAGAUAAAAUUUUUACAAUGAUUGAACAGAAUAAUUGCUAUCAAAGUUUGAUUAUGAUUCAAUUUCAAAUAUUGGUUUCGAUUAACAAAUUGAUGCUUGAUGAAUGUAAAUCAAUUGAAUAUAUCAACAAUCAACAGCUUGUUAGUAUUGCUGAUAAGACGGAAAACAUUGAUCAAAAAUCAUUAUCAUAUUUAUUACAAGAGAAAAUUGUCUUAUCCUAUCUUGAAUUAUCUAUGGUCAGUUUGAUCAGCCCAUUGUUGAUGAUUAAUAGAUUUAAUCAAAAAGCUUCAACUUCUUCGUCAACAAAUAAUGAAACCCAAUUGGUUAAACAUUUCCAUUCAAACUUGAUUUUCCAGAUCUUUAAUAAAAUUUUAAAUUUAAAUUAUAAAUCAUUACCCAAGAAUAAAAUUUGGAUUUGUUUAAUCAAUAUAAUCAAUGAUAUUUGUUAUACAGAUUUACGUUAUAUUGAAUUGUUCAUUGAGUUAUUUGAAUAUCAAUUAUCCCAUCAAAUCAACACCCAUAACAACAAACAAAGCAAUACAGAUAAAGAAAAGACAGAUUAUUUAAAAGAUGAUUUAAUCAAUAGUGGUUUGAAAUUUUUUAUUGAAACUUUCAAACCAAAUCAUACAUGGAAUGUUGCGUCUAGUGACAAGUCCAGCGAUCAAGAUAGUAGAUCAAACCAACAUCAACAACAGGGGCACGCAGAGGGUGGAAACACUCAGUUAUACCAAAUAAACCUUGAUGAUUACAAAUUUCUUUAUACUGGGGAUAAUUAUAAUAGGUUUAGCACGUCUAAUGUUUAUCCCAUUCACAAUAAUUUCACCAAUACUAAUUCAAUGCGAAGCAAGUAG
This is a messenger RNA of Candida albicans SC5314, 2004 nucleotides long. RefSeq lists its product as uncharacterized. The transcript has a single exon. NCBI's taxonomy places the organism in Eukaryota, Fungi, Ascomycota, Pichiomycetes, Serinales, Debaryomycetaceae. The record is from RefSeq and is a predicted model, not a curated record. Bases 1 to 2004 code for a protein of 667 amino acids.